GCUGAGUGUAGACUUUGAGCACAGAGUUUCAUUCUGACUGUCACCACUCAUUCUGUCGGGUGUUGUUUCACAUUGAUGAUAAUUAAUAGCGGAUUUUACUUCAGUGGCAAUUAGAAGGUACUCAUACCCAAGAUGUCUACAGCCACACCAUCUCCAAUGGGAUCCAUUAUUUUGAAAUGGAAUCCUAAGGAUUUGGAAAUCAGGACUUAUUCUGUAGAAAAGACACUGGAACCACUAGUUACACAGGUGACAACACUAGUAAAUACAAAAGGUCCAUCCAACAAAAAGAAGGGAAGAUCUAAGAAAGCACAUGUACUUGUGGCUGCUGUAGACAAAGCUACUCAGAAGUUUAUUGAACAGGGAGAAGUAAUAGCUAAUGAGAAUCCUGAAAUUCAGAAAGAAAUGAUGACAGCUGUAGAUGAUGUCAGGAAAACAGGUGAUGCUAUGCGGUCAUCCUCAGGUGAGUUUGCUGACGAUCCAUGUUCCUCUGCUAAACGUGGUAAUAUGGUAAGAGCAGCAAGAGCUCUUCUAUCUGUCACUAGAUUACUUAUUUUGGCUGAUAUGGUUGACGUGCAUCUAUUGUUGAAGUCAUUGAGAGUUGUUGAAGAAGAUUUAGAGAAAGUUAAGAGUGCUCAGACCCAGCAAGAGCUUGUCAAUAGUUUUAAAACCUUUGGCAAAGAUAUGGUACACUUGAAUCAGCUCAGUGCACGAAGACAAAACGAUUUGAAAGAUCCACGUCGUCGAGAUGAAAUGGCGGCUGCUAGAGCUGAUCUUCAGAAACAUAGUACCAUGUUAUUAACCACAUCUAAGGCAUAUAUUCGCCAUCCUGAUGUGAGUGCUGCCAAAGAAAAUAGAGACUAUGUUGUAAAGCAAUUGUGUGAAGCUGUCAAUGCUAUAUCAGGUGUUACACAAGCAUCUGGAGAAUCUGAGCCAAAUACUACUAUAGAAGGGGCUGGCGAGCUGGCGUCAGCACUAGAUCAAUUCGAUCACACCAUUGUGAUGAAUCCUGUUAGCUAUAAUGAAGUACGUACCCGUCCAUCCUUGGAAGAACGGUUGGAGAGUAUUAUUAGUGGUGCUGCUUUGAUGGCCGAUUCAUCCUGUACGCGUGAUGAUCACCGUGAUCGUAUUGUAGCUGAAUGUAACGCUGUCAGACAAGCUCUUCAAGAUCUUCUGUCAGAAUAUAUGGCUUGUGCUGGAAAACCUGAUCGUAGUGAUCCAUUGGAUCAAGCUAUUGAUAGAAUGUUUAAGAAGACCAGAGAUCUACGUCGACAGCUCCGUAAAGCAGUAGUGGACCAUGUCUCUGACUCUUUCCUGGAAACUAAUGUGCCAUUAUUGGUUCUGAUUGAGGCAGCCAAGAGUGGUAAUGAGAAGGAAGUUGAGGAAUAUGCGAAUGUGUUCCGUGAACAUGCUAAUAAACUGGUGGAAGUGGCCAACUUGGCUUGUUCUAUGUCUAAUAAUGAAGAAGGUGUUAAGUGUGUCCGAAUGUCGGCACAACAGAUUGAGGCAUUGUGUCCACAGGUUUCACAGGAAAAUAUGGAUGUCUUUAAGGAUAUGUGGGAAAAACAAGUAAAGAUAUUGACUGAAGCUGUAGAUGAUAUCACUACAAUAGAUGACUUCUUAGCAGUGUCAGAGGGGCAUAUCUUGGAAGAUGUCAACAAGUGUGUGUUAGCAUUACAAGAAGGAGAUGCCGAUACAUUAGAUCGUACAGCUGGAGCGAUUCGUGGCAGAUCAUCAAGAGUAUGCAAUGUGGUAGAAGCAGAAAUGCAGAAUUAUGAACCAGGUCUUUAUACCGAGCAAGUCAGAGAUGCUGUCAUUGUACUAAGAGAUCAAGUUAUGCCUCAUUUUGCGGAGCGUGUUGAAGUAGCAGUCGAAGCAUUAAGUAGCAACCCACCACAAGAUACUGAUGAAAAUGAAUUUAUUGAUGCCUCAAGGAUGGUCUAUGAUGGCGUUAGAGACAUCAGGAGAGCUGUCCUCAUGAACAGGACUAUAGAUGAUUUGGAAACUGAUACAGAGUUUGAAUAUGAAGAAGAAUAUUAUGAUGACAUUAAAAGCAAAUCAAGUUACAAGACAGAUGAUGAAGAUUAUGGUACACUUCCUGGCAGGUUGACAGAAGAUCAACUUGAAGGAAAGAGUGAUAGGUUUUUGAUGAGACAGCUACCAGAUGAAGAGAAACAAGCUAUUCAAGAACAGAUUUUAGUGUUUCGUGAAGAGAAAGAAAAACUGGAACGUGAAAUGGCAAAAUGGGAUGAUAGUAGUAAUGACAUCAUUGUCAUUUCCAAGCAGAUGUGCAUGAUUAUGAUGGAAAUGACCGAUUUCACAAGAGGUCGUGGUCCAUUGAAAACCUCUAUGGAUGUGAUUGGUGCUGCUCAAAAGAUUGCUGAACACGGCUCUAAGUUAGAUAAAUUAUCAAGAAAAGUAGCUGACCAAUGUCCUGACUCAACUUCCAAAGAUGACCUGGUAGCUUACCUCCAGAGAAUUGCUCUGUAUUGUCACCAGUUGAACAUAUGUAGUAAAGUGAAAGCUGAUGUACAGAGUGUUAGUGGUGAGCUUGUUGUUACUGGGUUGGACAGUGCAACAUCUCUUAUUCAAGCUGCUAAAAACCUGAUGGCUGCUGUUGUACAAACUGUAAAAGCAUCGUAUGUGGCGUCUACAAAAUAUACACGACUCGGCAAAGGAGCAUCAAUGGUUAACUCUCCAGUUGUUAUGUGGAGGAUGAAAGCACCUGAAAAGAAACCUUUGGUGAAACGACAAAAUCCUGAAGAGUUGCAUACCAAACUUCUCAAGAGUUCCAAGGCAAAACAUCUAAAUCCUGUAGCUGAACUAAGCGACUUUAAAGGAAGAACUGAAUACUAAUGAAGUGGACCAAAUAACAGUAUUAGCAAGAUUAGUUUCAUUCAGUCUUUGAAUUAAGUUUUCUUUUGGGGCGGGGAGGGGGGGUAGGUAAUUCAAAUUCGGCGUGACUAGCUUCUUGGUUCUUGUGGCUAGUCUGGAAUUACAGUUGCCUGAAGCUAGUCUGGUAUUACAGAGGCCUUAACAACUCAACACUGUUGAGUGAUUUAUUUUAAUGGGGAAAUUACUUAAAAACAUGUGAAUGCACU
Molecule: messenger RNA, 3098 nt
Organism: Saccoglossus kowalevskii
Lineage: Eukaryota; Metazoa; Hemichordata; Enteropneusta; Harrimaniidae
Product: alpha catenin
Biological process (GO): cell migration; cell-cell adhesion
Cellular component (GO): adherens junction; catenin complex
Molecular function (GO): actin filament binding; cadherin binding; beta-catenin binding
Source: RefSeq, a predicted model, not a curated record